Bombus huntii is the source of this 15807-nucleotide messenger RNA. RefSeq names its product innexin inx7-like (gene Inx7). Gene Ontology annotation, cellular component: gap junction; plasma membrane. The coding region runs from base 4572 to 5780 and encodes 402 amino acids. Lineage: Eukaryota; Metazoa; Arthropoda; Insecta; Hymenoptera; Apidae. Gene Ontology annotation, molecular function: gap junction channel activity. The record is from RefSeq and is a predicted model, not a curated record. Gene Ontology annotation, biological process: phototransduction. The transcript has 9 exons.
UAAAGAUAGCGGUAAUUUUAAUUAAUUGUUCGGUUUAUAAGACUUAUAUCUCACAAUUAGCUUGUCGUUUACUAUUAAUUUUUUCAAUAAAGAUAAUUAAUAACCGCCAUAGCGCAAUUUCUGUAUGACAUACGAAUAUGUUUUUGAAAAACGUGGAAUAAUUGAAUAAACAACGUUAAGUAAUUAAAAAAUAAUUCGACUAAUUUAACGCGUCCAAAGUUGUCCAACGCGUCCGUUGGUUAUCUUACUAUUAUAUGUAAGGAUCGAAUGGAGUUUGUAUUAUCUUGCUAUGUACUGAUAAACGUAGAUCAGUUAAAUGCUAUAUAUUAUAUAGGGAUUAAGUACAGCUUUGUAUUUUCGUAGUUUUAUGACUAGUUUUAUUUACUAUACGUAAAGAGGAAUAAUUUGAAAAAUUGUAACUAAUACGGAGUGAAUAACAGAAAUAUUUACACUUUAUGAAUUACUAAUCCUAGGAUAAUUCUGCGAAAUAUCUAAUUUUCUAAUUAUAUUUUAAUAAUAGCUUAAAUUGAUUGCAAAGUUAAAUAAAGUGGAAAAAUUGAAUCGUAAAAAUUAAUCUCUUGGGAUGAUAUAAAAUUUCGAUUUAAUAAUAGAAAUUUCAAACUAGAAAUGUAUCAUGGUAUUUCGCUAAUAGAAAUAUCGUUCCACUACGACCUUCGAUUAAGCUUUCAUGACCCUGCAUGAUCCCUAUCGAUGGAAUUUAUUAAAACUAUGCGAUCUCCAGAGGGUUCGUUGCACAUGCAUGUACACUGCUUCGGGAUUGACGAUCAUGGAAACGGACCUCGACGCUCGAGGUCCAACUAAUUUCGGUUCCCUCUGUUCGCGUUAUUGUAUCAGGGGACACGAAGAUUAUUCUCAUUUUGCCGAUUAGUAAUUUAAAUCUCAUCCUUAACGUAAAAUUGAGCCAUUAUCUUGUGUCCGCGGGUCAUCCUAGAUUUAUCCUCCGGUUAUUUUCUUAAUCACUUUUUACAGCAAAUUUUAUAAGUAAAUUUAAUGGUAAAUUAAUUUCGAAGAAUUUGAUUCAAUAUCAAAAGAUCAGACAUUACGAAAAUAUUUUCCAAUAUGACUUUGUUUCUUAAAAUGUCUGUAAUAUUGAGCAGUACAAAAAUGUGUAAAAUGGUGGUAUUGUAUAUAUCAUAUGGUCACGUAUUCAUAAUAAAUAAGAAUGCAGCAAAACGUGAAACAAUGUCUUUGUUCAGCUGCCAGAACAAAAACAAUAUGAUCCAGGUAUUACGAAAAGAUGAUUAUAAAAAAAAGGGAAUCCAUGUUCGCUAUCUUCAGGUAGGACACACAAUUAGUGUGACGGUAAACAUUCGAGGUGUAAUCAUUAAAUAUUCGAAAUAAAAAUAGUGUUGAUAACAUUGAAUGGAAAUACUAAGAUACAGAAAAUCAUUGUUUAUGACGUUACAGAAAUAAUUAGCGAGAAGCUUUGAGAAACAAUUCUUUACUAAUUUUCGAUCAUUAUUAAAUCACGUUUAUAUUAAGACAUAAAGAAUCAACCAGUGUAAGAAUUGUAUUUCCAUUAAAUUCCUUCUCUAUGUAUUCAACGAUCUAAAUACAUAUGUAAAGAAAAAGAGGAUUAAAAGGUUACAAAAAGCAAGGCAACAUUUAUUAUCGCUCGUUAUGAAUCGAUCUUUGCAUGAAAAAAAUGAAACUGAAUUAUGUAAGCAGUAAUUAGAAAUUACAUUGUAACUGAUUUAUGGCUUUUGUAUGCUACAAAUGAACAGCCAAGCAGACAGUAACAAACAGGCCAAGAACGAUGGAACUGAAUGUAUAAUGCGUGUAAAUAAGUAACAUGUACGAAUGGAGAAGUCAGAGGACAGAAUUUUCUUUGCAGGAUCCGUUGAGUUUGCUGGCUGGAGGCGACUGCAUCAGGGGCAACGGCCGGUCAAAGUCCUACCUUCGACAUUCUAUCCCUCCCACCUCUUUGUUCGUGUCUUUCUUGUUCGCCGUUUCUCUUUCCCUUGCAACUUUACUCUUCUUCCACCUCAAACUUGUUCCCUCUCAUCUCCUUAUCUUAUUUGGUCUUUCCCUUUUUUCCCCUCCCUUCCAUUUACCUUUCCUAUCUCCUCUGGCGUAUCUUCCUAAUUUUGGACGUUUUUUCAUCCGUUCCCCUGUCAGCUUUACACGUUGCAUUCGAAUUUUCUUCUCUAAAUAUUGCUAUCUUUUGUCGUUCCUACGUUUUCUCAGAUUAUGUUCCGAGUUGUUUCAGUGAUAUUUUUUAGGAUCCUUUGUGGAUUUUGGACUUAGAAUAUUACGAAGGAAGUAUACUUUGGACUGGAUUUUCAACGAAACCUAGGAUUUCAAUUACAAUAGAACAACGUUUAUCUAAUAACAAAUUACCAAAUAACAUUUAUUUAAUUACCAAAUAACGAUUAUUAAAAUUUAUCGAAGAAUUAACUAUUUGCAUUCCUCCGAAUAUAGUGGCGUUUCGUGGAAAAGUUUCGCACAAAAGUUGAAUUGAAAUCACUGAAUCGUACCUACGUUAGAUCCUCUAGUACACGAUGAUAAGCUUUUGUAUCUCACGGUCGUGUUUCUGAAUAGAGUAAAACUCGCGAUAAAAUACAAUUAAUCAUCGCGAUUGUAUUCGACGCAAUUUCAACGUGAUUACCGUGAAAUCACCAGUUUGAUAUAGAUUAAGGAAGAUUUGUUCCGUAAUUUUUAUCGAUAAAUAACGCGACAGUCAUCCAGAUCAACGAUUAUUAAGGGUUCUAUACGGUCGUACUAUCGUAUUUGUAGCAGCUGUUUAAAUGUUGUGAUUAUUGUCGCGACAUUAUUCUUACAUAAAAGUAUGCAGAUGUCUCAUUAAAUAGUGCAAAAUGUGUACAUUAUUUACAAUGUCCUAGGGAACAUUGUGUAAUUUUAAUCACUUUACAUCUACAUUUACAUUUGUCGAAAUAAAGUCUCAAUAUAAGUUUCGUUUUUCUGUCCUAUCGUAAAAGUAAUUUUAAGAGGCAGAUUAAUCACCAAAUUUAAAAUAUCGUUAAUUCAAGCGGUUAUUCUCUAACGCGAUAAAGUUCAAUAUCAUAUAAUAAACUACACAACAAUUUUUUCAAGCGAAGAAACUUAUAUUUCAUAUAUAAUACAAUAAAAAGUUAAUAAAUAAUUUACUAACGGCAAAGUACUGUCAGAAGAUCAAUAAAUGUCAUCAUUUCUCAUAUUUCAAACUGGAAGACUUCCUAAAUAAUAAAAUUCUUGCAUUCUGUUCGUUAUAUCUGUUUAAAUAAACCUUGGCAAAUGUUCACGGUUUGGAAACAUUUCAUCCUAUCUAAAUACUACCACGUUUCUUUGAGUAAUUCUAUCAUAAACUGUUUCUCUUUUCAGACACAAUUUUCAUUGUAAAUUUUGAUAAAUUUCAUAAUAAUCCCGGUGACGUUAUCGUUAUAUAAAUCUGGAGAAAUCCAUCAGGUGUUUCACCGUAAUAAGGAGACUUACCGAGGAUCCGCUAGGAUAAUGCACAGAGAAAUCUUUGACUACUCUACAUUCUUCUCGGUGACACCUAACAGAUCUCACAAAGGACAUGACCUAACAAACACGAUGAUAGUACCCCGCUGGGGGUAGCCACAUGUUAUAUUAGUAUACCGCUAUAAUAUUUUACCAAAUGUCCUACUGGACAAAUUGUAAAAUACAAAUAAAUAAAUAAAAAAAAAAAAUUCUUCUCGGUUGCACGAAAUGCUUUAUCAUUGGAAACGGCGAAGUAAAGGUCAAAAGGUAUAUGAAAAUUUCCUCGAAUCAAAGCCAGAGAAAUGAUCUACUUUCAAUAGUUUCUUAAAUGAUGCAUUGGGAGCAUAAGUCAGCUAACUCGAAUACUCAGCAGACUGAAAAAUUCGUCGUCAGUGACGUUUGAUUUAGUUACGUUAUCUGGAUUUCAUUUGGAAAUAAUGAAUUCGCUCACUUUCGUACGAUUGAUACUGCUUGUUGGAACAGACAUUUAGGGAAAAUGUGGCUUGGUUCAUUUUUGCCUUCAAUACUUCAAGUCAAGAACAAGCAUCAAGUAUUUAUUUCAUUAAAAGGAUCAACCGGGUUGAUCGAUCGAUCAAUCAGGGACGACAUGAAAUGAUUCUCCAUGAAAUGAUUAUGAUUGUGCUGCGUUGAAUCGCUCAUUCUAGCUCGAUGUUAUCUAACCUUAUCUAAGCGAACAAGUGGUUCAGCAACAAUAAUAACUCGCACCUUCUUGAAAGUAUGGUUACGAGUUUACAAGUUUCCUGAAACCUUGUCAUGAUUCCACUGCGCAAUCGUAGCUGAUAAGAGAAAAUAAGAUUUACCAGCAUUGAAAGUUCAGUCUGAAUUCGAUCAACAUUUCAUUGGUAUUGUGGAAAGUCUUUUGCACGAUCUUAAGUUCUUCUUCCGGUUCUUUUCUGCUAUUUUUCGUAUAUGUUUCGUAUAUCGUACUGUUCUUGGUGAACAGAGAGGGAAAUUUGAAAUAGAAGUAGAUGCCGUAAGUCCGGAAGUAGCUAAGGCUACUAAAGGGCUGAAUAGCCAAUCAACAAAGAAUUUUCGGCGAAAACGAAUGAAAGAUUGCGAUUCAAAGUGAUUGAGGAUUUCCUGUACAGAUGGCAACCGUUUUAGCUACGUUUUCGGUCCUCAAGGACCAUGUCAAGUUGAAGAUUUCACAGGACACAGUGGCCAUUGAUAAUAUGGUUUUCAAGCUACACUACAGAGUCACGUUUUUGAUACUCUUGGCCAGUACGUUGAUGGUGACAGCUAAACAAUUUAUCGGAGAACAUAUCAGGUGUAUCGGUGGACAUGGAAUGAGCGAUGAUGUACUGAAAGUAAUCAACACCUACUGCUUUUUUACGUCUACUUACACUGUGUCGAAACACUUGAACGCAACACCGGUGUUGUUAGGCGAAAUCCCGCAUCCUGGCGUGGGACCAGCGACCAAAGAAGACUCCCUGGUGCACCAUGCUUACUACCAGUGGGUGCCCUUCGUUCUGUUUUUUCAGGCGCUCUUCUUUUACGCGCCUCACUACCUGUGGCGGAAUGUUGAAGGAGGUCGGUUAAAAGUGUUGGUAUCUGGGCUACACAUGGCGUCGUUGGCUUUGCGUGAGACGCCUUUGACAACUGAGAACGGUAUAACCGUUCCGUCAAUACAUGACCGUGACGAGAAAAUACGUCAAAUUCGACAUGCUUUUCUGAACCGUAUCCAUUUGAAUCGACCGUGGGCAUACUACAUGGGCCUCUGCGAGGUUCUCAACUUCAUCAACGUCCUCAUGCAAAUUUAUUUAACCGAUUGGUUCCUCGGCGGUGCUUUCCUCGGUCUUGGCCAAGCUGUAGCGCGCAAUGGCUUGGAUGGGGAAGUCGACGCGCUCGACAUCGUCUUUCCUAAAGUGACGAAAUGCACUUUCCACAAAUUUGGUCCAUCGGGUACUAUACAAAACCACGAUGCGCUAUGUGUCAUGGCGUUGAACAUCGUUAACGAGAAGAUCUAUAUCUUCCUUUGGUAUUGGUAUAUCAUUCUGUCGGUGAUAACCGGUUUAGGACUGCUUUGGAGGUUACUGACUAUGGUCUUGCACGCCAGGAGCGUAACAUUCAACAAGUUGGUCUUCUCCAUGGCUUGUCCCGGCAGAUAUAAUCCGUGGAACGUGUUGGCAGUUACUAACGAAUGCCACUACGGAGACUGGGUGUUUCUUUAUUAUAUAGCGAAGAACCUAGAUAACUACGUGUUCAAGGAAUUGUUGCAGAAACUUGCCGAGGACCUGCAAGAAAGACGCCAGAUUCAACCUCAUCUCUUUAGCGAAGAGAAACCGUUAACUAGCUGAGUUUCAGUCUUAUCUUACUGAUAUCAUCUUAUGAGUAAUAUGAUAAUUCCAAAUGAUUCACAAGAAAACUGACUCAGACAAACUGGAGGAAAAUUAAAGAAGUCAAAUUACCAAAAAAAGCUAUUGUUAUAUCAAUGCAAUAGAACUCUCAUAUUACUUAUGGAAUGAUUUGAUUAUGUAGAAGCGUAGAGGAGCUUGCAUUUUAAUGACAGUAUAUUGAAUUUAGGAUUAAUUUUUAAAUUUUCCAUGUCUUUAACCUGGUGCCUUAUAUUAUAAUAUGAAGAUAUACUUGUAUUACGAGUUGAUGGUACAAACGUGAUACAUGCGAAUUAGAUUUAAUGAUAGUUAUCGUUAUACAAUAUAUAUCAUAUUUAUAUAUUUUGCUAUGACAAGAAGAAAUACUGUUUAUUUGUAAUAUUGUUCAAUGCAAACUAAGUACAAGAGUAUUCGAGUUGUGAAUCUUUUAGCUGUUGCAGAUUUAGUAAAAGUAACAUUAUAAAUAAAUACAAAAUUGGUACACGUUAAACGAACGCCGGAUAAUUUAAUUUAUUUUAAUUCGAUGUUAAUAUGUAAAUUUCCAUUGUAAAUAUCAUGUAUCGUUUCUUGUUACUAUGUCGCUUUAUUUUGAGGGUUACGUCAUUGUUCAAACCAACUGCGGUUCUCGAAUCAGUUCGUUUCGCUAUGUUACAUCACUUCAGGGAAUGCCAGAUUGCGUAUAUGAAAUUCGUUGUUCACCAUUGUUCUUUCCGUGCGAAUAAAGCUACAUUUUCAAUUCUCUGCCUGGGACCUUAGCUCUGAACUCAAGUAAGAUCUAACCAGUUGCAUACAUCUGAAUGCGGUAUGUAUUUGACUUCGUCGUAAGCACUUGAACAGAGUUCAUGUCAGGUAACACUCAAACACAACAGAAUCUUAUCGGAUGCUCUCAAGAAAUACUUCUCAAGAAUAUACUCCCUUCAUAAUGAGUUCUCUAUAGCAGCGGUUUUCAACCUGGGAGGCGCGGACCAGGGAAAGCGCCAAAAGCUUUUAAUAAAAUAUUAAUUUUCGUACCAUAACAUCUAGAAACAAAUAAUUUAAUAUAAAAAUAAAUAUACAUGUACGUAUAUGUUAUGGCAAAACCUUAUUAUUAUUCUGCUAAUUGUAGUUUUCAGUUUUUUUUGUAAUAAAGUUUUUAUUAUUUAAAAGGCAUCUAUAUUAUUACAUCUAUUAAAAAAUAAAUGGUAUGGAGACGCGAAAAAAAUUUUUUUUCGGCGAGGCGUAGUAGCAUAAUGGUUGGAAACCGCUGCUCUAUGCUAAAUGAAAUCUAAAUACGGUAUCAUUUUGAGAGUUACAAAGUACAGACAGAAGCAUACGAAAAAUGAAAUACGAUAAGGAGCGAACAAAUCUCAUAAUAUUCAGUACAUUGGUUUUGUAUUUUGUUUUAUCCCUGAAUAUGUCCACAAGUUCAAUGAGGAAGUUAUUGAAAAACAUACAAAAUGCGUUCAGACGGACGAAAUUCUAAUCAAAUGACCAGUUACGGCAAGAAUAGUUAUAUGUAAAGCGCCGAUACGGUUAGUGUUAACGAAUCUACUUUUAUUUUAUUCUUAUUGUCUCGUCUUGUCUUGUUAUCUCUGUGUUUUGAUUCGAUAUAUCUACUUAAUAAAUAAUCUACGCCCGUACUCUAGAUCCAUCUGAAGUAUACCACGAGUAGGAACUUAUACCGCUUUAACCAAUUUUAUACCACUUACAAGAUGGUUUCGAGAAUGGUAAAACUACGGCGCCACUUUUAACGUAUCAAUCGACGCUUGGGGGCGCCGGAAACCACGCAAGAUUCAUAUCGACCAGUCAAUGUCGAUCAGACUUUCACUAGUACUGUAUAAUUUGAAUUCCUAUUCAUGUCAAGGUACUAAUUUUCUACAAUUUUCUAUUACUCGAUAAAAAGUAGCUUGCAAAUUAUUAUCGUUCUAUUGGUUAACUGGUAACGACUUCGUUCCGAUUUGUCUUGGAAAUCAUAAAUCUUGUUUUCUUAGGAACAGUCAAUGUAGAAGAUUAAUGAAUCAUUUCAAAGUAAAUACAGGAAACAAAAUUUCAUGGAAACUGCAAACACAGUAGACAUUGCGUCAUUUAUUGUACCAAUUGUUUUCAAUUUUUCACUUACGUUUAAGAGAUUGAAAUUUAAAUAUCCUAACAGUAAAGCUAAAAAAAAUUAUCAUAUGUCGUAACGUAGAUAUCGAUGGACGACUGUAUCAUCAACAUUUCAAUUGAAGAAACUGAUUACCCGACAACUGUUAACUCGUUAUCGAGACCUAACGUUUAGGAAAUAUUUGAACGUUUAUCAGCAAGAAAUAUGGCAAUUGAAUCAGCUAUUAACGAACCAUAUAAACUAACAAUAAUAUCUCGACAUUUUACAGAUUACAGGAAAGAGUAAAAUAUGACAAAAGUGUAAUAUUUAAUUUGCCACAAUCUCUUCUUAAAUGUCAUUUCGUUAUUAAAUUAAUUAAUAAAUAUUAAUGAUGUUACAACAUGCCGUAUAAAAUCAUUCUGGAAUAAUUCAAAUAUUUUAAUGUAAAAUAUAUUUAAUAUCUCUAUUUAUAUAUUUAGUUAAUUGUUUAUUUAUUUAUCUUUUGUUACGAGUAAUACUAAGUAAAUGUUAAAAAAUUAUAUUAUACCUAAUAAUUAAAUAAGAAAGAUAUACCUAUAUAUAAAUAAUAAUUUUAUUUAUUAUAUAGUGAUAAAUAAAAGGAAGGCAGGUUUUAAGAAAAUAAAUUCCUAUAAAUCAACGUAGGUACCAAUAAUCCUUUAGAACAGCCUUAAACAUGCAAAUAAAAUAAAAAGAACGAAGCAGUGUCACUCAUGGUGUGAUUAUACAUAAUAAACAUUAUGCAAACUAAACAUAAAGGAGUUAAAUACGAUCAAACGAUUGUGUGUAUUGGAUCAAGAGAUAUAAGCUGGAAAAUCAGAUUGCGAGAUCUUUGUUCGUUCCUUUUGCGUGGGAGGAAGAGUCAUCGCGACCGGAACACGGUCCAUUAUGUUCUCUCUCACAACCAGGAAAUGACGACUGCACACCGUAGAAAAGAGGAGCAUACCAGGAAGGUUCUUUGAUGAUCGUGACACGCGUGCACUUGAUGCAAUGUAUUCUGUUAACUACUUUUACAUGUAUAUUCUCUACUGCAUGUUCUACGUAUUGUAAUUACUAGACUGCGGAUUUGUAUGCAAAUUCAUACUUGCAUAGAUAAAAUUAAAAGAAUAGGACCUAGCUAAAAAUUUGUCUUAUCUAUUAAAUGUCACAAAGAGUAUUAUGAUAUAAGAGCACUUUGGGUAUUUUAUACGGUUUUUUACCUUCAACUUCCUCUAAAUUCCAUAAAAAUCCGCAAUCUAGUAAUUACGUAUUGUAAAUUUUAUAUUCUAUCAACACGAGUGUCAAUAAUAAAUGAUUUCGCUUACUUUACUUACUUACUUUAUGUACGUAGUAUUACAACAAUGAAAAUGUUUGAAAUGUUUUAUUCUGUACAAACUUUCAAAAUUUUUUUAUAUUUUCUUCCAUUUAAACCAUUUGUAUAUUGUGCCUCGCGGUGGUAUUUGAUUAUUUCCAGGAACUACAGAUACUUUUACAUUUAACGUUUUGUUCCUUUACUUCUUCGACUUACUUCUUCUUUACUUCUUCUCUUAAAGUAAUGAAACAUGAUAAUGACAAUUUUACAAAAUCCUUUUUAAAUAAUUUAUACUUGGUGUAACUGCAUGAUGUGAUAUUACAAUUAUUUUUAAAUUCUAAUCUCUUUCUCUUUUAUACAACAUUCUGUAACAUACGUCGAUAGCGACGAUAACGAUAAUAAACGCGUCAUAAAAUAAGAAGAAAUAAGAUUCUGAAGAAAGAAUGUACAUAUUAAUUGUCUUAUGUAAUAUGUCUAUGAUUCAGGCGCAUGUAAAUAAUUAUUAGCGUAUAUCUAUUAAUACAUUAAAUAUGGUCUGUAAUUUUUCAUUUAGAGGUUAACAAUUUUAAGAUUAUAAAAAUAUUUCAAAAAAUCGUAUAAGGCACACUGAACAGUGAUAUAGGAGUAGAAAGUAUAAAAACUCCGAUAUACUGGAAUAACGAGUUUAUUUGGCAUUUUAAGCAACGUUUCUACGAGAAUCCUGCACGAGAAGCAUAAAAUUAUUUUAAUGUAUUAUUUUCAAGAUAAAAUUACGUUCCAUAAUAUAUCUGCACUUUUCAUAUUCUCUCAGUUAUUUUUCUCUAUCUUUUAUUGUUGUGUUUUUUAUUAUAUUUAGCUAAAAAUACACGCAUCAUGUUUUUCUCAUGUUCUUUGAUUCUCUGAUGAAACCAAUAAUAUCGAAGCAUUCUCUACAUUACAACUUACCAUUGCAACUUUUAUAGAGAUGUGAUGAAAUACCGCAACAAAUGAUCUGCCAUGAGCUGUAAGAUAUCGCUGAUUCCCUUCUACUACAAUGUGGGUACUGGGUACACGUUCAUGGACUUUCAAAACGUGUCAGAUACUGACUCACGAGGCGGCAGAUUUAUUAUAUACUCAUACAAGCUUGUAGGACUUGUCACUAUCGUUAGUCAGUUCAAAGGAAUUCUUGGCUGUGCGAUAGGAGUUUUAUUGUGGAACAAAAGUAAAGGAGAGAGUUCGAAUUUUGUGACAGGGAAUGGCCACGAAACUCUUAUAAAAUAGCCUCUGUUUUCUGGCCUACCAUUUUCGAAAUACAUACAAUGUUAUCUAGUCUCUUGAACUUAUUUACACUUUAGAGAAUGAUUAAGCGUAAGAUUCUUCUAACCAAGAAAGAAAUGGAAAAGUAGAUCAACUAAGGGGAGAUUUUAUGACUCUUCAAAUAAAUCACUAUAUAUUUCAUUUUUCGCAAUUUAUAAAGAUAGAAUAGAACGUUACUCUAUUUGAAGGAACCUAAUUUCUUUUGAUCUAAUUAUAAAAUAAAAAUCUCGAAAAUUUAUUUUAUGAUUUAUAAUUAAAGAGAUUACAAACAUUGUCAAUAUUUCAAGGUUUUUAACAUCAUUACGGUUUGUCAAUAAAUAUUUACAAUAUAUAUCGUUAAUACUUAUUGACGAACCAGAUUUUUUUAAUAUGUUCAAUAUUUAUUGAAAACACAUCCGGUAUCGAGAUAGUGUUCGUUUAACGAUAUCGAGUGAGAAAAAUCUCUUAUACAGUCACUAUUUUAGCAUUAUCAAUGAAGAAACCAGAGGGAGAAAAAGUAUAGGUUAGGAAGUGACUUUUAAGAUGAGAUAUAUUUUCAUAUUUAAAUUUUAUUCAUUAGUAUGAGUAGCACGUGUUUCGAAAAACUUGUUGAAAUAGUGCCAAUUUUAGGUUAUGUUAUAUUAUGAAAUAUUAGAAAUAUAUGAAACAUUAUCAAUAUUAUAUUGGCAAUGUGUAUCGAUCGUCUGAGGCUCCUUUUAUACGUCCAAUGAUGUUGAGAACCUUGAAAUAUUGACAAUAUAUAUUGAACGUCUGAGGGCUCCCUUAAUCUAACACGAGAGACAACAGAACUUAAGAAAAAUGCUUUUUUCAGUAAGAUUGAAAAAUGAUCAAAUUAUCAAUAUCUAUAAUAAAAUAAAAUAAUAUUCUGUUUGUACAAGGUGGAAUAAAAUGUUGUUGAAUUUAAAUAAAGUAGUAAAUCAGUAAAACACGAAUUUUAAAUAAAAUAGCACAUGAAUGUUAUACAUACGUAUAUGGUACACAUUAAUAUGUAUGUAUAUGCAUAUAUCAAAUUUGAGCUAAAUUAAUAAACGGAAAUAUUAUGAACUUUCCUCGUUAGCUUAGUUACAUACUAUCAUAGAUAAAUAAUGGGACUGCAUUUGCAUACUUCUGUAGUGGAAUUUCUUUCCGUCAAAUUUUCUCCUAAUUUCUUAUUGCGUUUAAAACUCAACGAUAAGAUCUGUAUCGUGUAUUUAUUACAUUUAAAUUAUCAAUUCCUUAAUGCGCAAUUAUAGAAGUAUGCAGAAACGAGGUAUCUUAUGAUGUAGUUUUAAUAUUCAAUUUACUCAUUUCGAGAUAUUUCCCAAGUUAUUCAUAACGUUUCUAAAGUUAUCUUUUUCUUUGUUACACUCUCGAUUCCACGUAUAUAAGAAAAGUAAGUGUAUUUUAGUUUUAAUAUAAUUAGUAUUAUCUUUUUUUCUAUUUUCAAUCGAAGAAAGUAAAUAAAGUUCUGAAUAUAGGCAGCUAUACAUAUUGAUACAUCACGAGACGUAAGUUAGAACAAAAAUAAUUAAUAUUGCAAUUUUCCAUAAUGCACAUUAUCUGCGAACACAUAAGUCUUCCUUCAUUGGUGGCAGCAGGUAAAAUAUUCUGGAAGCGUUCCAGAGGCAAGAGGCAAAAGAGGCAGAAGAAAUACGAAUGCAUUUCGUAUUUCGUCCGAUACUUACUACUUACAUUGUUCCGUUCGUGACGGAACUUUAAAUGACCAACUGAUAUAUCUCAGUCAAAAAUAUACACGUUUUGUACGAAAAAAUAUCCAGACAGCAGGUGACGCCUUGUCUAAGAAUAUUCGCAGAAUUUUAACUUAGAACCUUUGUGGAAUUCCUAAUUAUUCGCAUAUAAAAUUUAUAUAUAUAUAUAGACUUUAUUAAAGUCGCAUCAUUCUUUAGAUGAUUAUUUGAAUUAAAUGAGAUUUAUAGAAAGUACAUACUCUGUAAUUAGGGUUGCAAAAUCAAGAAUGAAGUGGUUUUAAUAUGAACGUAAAAUCGAAUCAAAAAUGUGAAAUGAAAAUUAUUAAUAUGCUUCGAGAAUUACACUUCCAAGAGAUUUGUUAAUAUUUUUCUAGCAUCUUUAUUCUUUGUUAGAUAUUGGAAUAGUCCAUGAAACUGUACCUGUAUUUAUCUGUAAAAGUAUAUGUAUUUUGUACUUUAUAUUUUAAUAUUUAAUUUAUAUUUAAUUUCGUGCCAUGGCAAUAAGUUACUUCAUUUACACUUACGUCAUUUUUACACUAACACAUAAAAGUAACAUUCAUUUGUAGACAUCAAUCUCAGUAAACCUUGGGGACAAACGGUACGUAUAACACUAUGCUGUACUCGUUCAGUUAUUCGAAACGACGUUAAAAGUCAUGAAUAAACAACGGUGCUGUUGUAUCGAGACUUAAACUUUAUUCUAUGUAUGUCUUUCGUAUUGGCGUGGUCAGAGAAUAAACCAUGGAAUUCAGAGACCACGUGUGCAUGGCUAAUGAGGUUAACGUACAACCAUCGAGUAAGGUAUUUACACAUUGCAUUGGCUGGUUGAGACUAACGUGACCAAGUCUGCCCUUAUAAGUCUCAGCCUUUCCUCCUUUCUAUCUAGGUACGUAUAUAGAUAACUAUCCGCUGUAUCCUUGGUUACCAAUCAUUUUCACUUGCCUUGCGUUAUUUAGAACGACAAUUUUCUACGUACACUUUCCAAAGAAUAAAACUAUUCUAAAUAAACUAGAUAUUCUAACUUUAAUUGGUCAAUAUGAGGAAAGGUGCGAAGUGGUAUUCUUGUGUUUACAUUGUCUUCGUUUUUCACACGUUAAAUUUGACAAAUUAAAGUUAAAAUACCUGCUAAACUAAUAAUUUUUCAACAUAAAUGGGUUAAUACCUUUGCAUAGAGAACGCCGAGUUGGAUCGAUUAAUAUAUUAAAAAAUAUAUAGUUCCGUUUAAAAAAAUGAAAUUGAUCUUAAAAUCUUCCCCACUACUUGACCUACAAAAAAAUAAUCUACACCAUAUGAUGCCUUCCUUCGAAUCGAACAAUUUUUGUUAAAACAUUUUUUUGAUAAUUUUAAUCCCUCGUGAGAUAUUCUACCGUUUCCAGUUAAAUGAAACACCCUGUAUAUUUUGAUAAAUUAAUAGCAGUAAAGUUUAACUCAAAAAUAAUAGAGAAAACAACACACUAAAAUUCUUUUCUUUGCAUUACACUAAUGAAAUAAUAUAAGACAUGCUGGUCUUGUAAAAAACUGCCAUAAAAAGGAGCAAUUGACAAAAUAAGAAGGCAAAGCUCCUGCGUAUAUUAUAAAUUAACAUACUGAACAUACAUAUGUAUAUAUCUAAUCAUUACAAUGCUUUUGGCCUUAGAAAUUAGUAACUAUCAAUUUUCUUGUCAUAAAAUAAAUAAAAAAUGAUAUCUGUAAAAUGAUAUAAAAAUUAAAGUUUUAAAAUAUACGUUUUUUUAAAAUGCAUUUACCUCUUGUGGUAGUCAUAAAAAACAAUUUUUAUAUAACGAAUUCUCUACUCACGAAAGAAUAAUUUUUUAAUGAUAACGAAUCCUCUAACAUUAAAAGAAUAAUUCUCUGACAAUUUAUAAUAAUUUAACUAAAUGUUCAGCUGGACAAAUUGUAAAGUACAAAUUAAAUAAUAAAAAGAAAAAAAAAUGUAUAAUGAUGCUCUGAAUGCUAAAUUGAACUAAAAUAUCGAGAUAUUCUCUAAGUGUUAGAAGAACGAAUAAGUACACGAAACAAAACACUUAAUAGGCGCAGAAUUUUCAUUAGUAUUUUAUCCACGUUGUCGCACACAUGUUACACGUACAAUGUGGAUUAUACAGUUUAGGUCUGAGAAAUUACAAGGACCAGACGCGAGCAGAGUCGACAUACAUUCGUCACAAUUGACACGAUUGACCUGCAGCGGUUCUCAACCGGACACCAGACGUGAAAACCGGUUUGACAAGGUUUAAGAGUACAGUUCCUGUGAUCGGCCCCUGCUCUUUUCUUCUCGUGAAAGUACUUACUUAUGUAAAGUGUAUACUAGAAGACGCUACGAGCUGAGUUUCAAGGAUUUUCGUCAGAAAGGUUCAAUUUACACUGAUCGUACAAAGAAAAUACUCAAUGUUCUAUUAGAAAACAUAGAUCAAACUUAAAGUUUUAUUUACUUUCUAGAGUCUAGAAUACAGAUACAAUUUCCAAUAAAAAUAUUUUGAAUUAAUAUAUAUACCUAUUGUCGAUAUUAUAUAAAAUUCAUUUUAUUCUAUUAGAAUAAUGAUAUUUAAUUUUCGGAAAGUUUUAAUAAGAAUUUAAUAAGUUUAGUAAAUUCAAAAUAGGAAUUUAACAAUUUCUAACAAUAUUUUGAAUUCAUAACUAAUAUUUUUUGAGCAAGAAUUUUUUAUUAAUAUGGUUGCUCUGACUAUACAAUACAGAAUAAUUUAGAGGAUGGUUAUUAUACACUGCUCAAAACAAUUAGGGGACCACUGCUAUGAACGGUUUUAUUGCAUCAACCAAACAAACAGAAAGGAGGGCUAUAAACUUGAUAAAUUGACAUGUUAUUUAUGUGAUAUCCUAAUAAAAAUUGUGUAAGACAAUUAUAAAAAUGAAAUUAUUAUCUUAAACAAUGUAUAAGAUUCAUAGAUCUUUUAUUACAAAAAUUGAAUAAAAUAUUUACGUGUGUUCUACAAAAUUCAGACAAUUUUUCUAGAAAAAUUUAAAUAAUGCUUAUUGUAACGAAUGAUACUGUAUGUGUAGAAGAAUGUAGGUCAUUAUAGUUUAAAUUCAUGGAUCAAGUAAUUAAAAUUAUGUUUAUCAUAUAAAACAGAGAAAGAUAUAAAGUUAGAAUACGUUUAUCAAGUGGAGUUUAUGGUUUCAUGAAUAUUUGAACUCACUUAUCUGAAUACACCACGGUCGGUUUGGUCGUACGACUUUACGUAACUUUUUACAAGAGGACGACAGUGAGAACAACAAUAAUUUGAUUUCUGAAAGAUGCUGGAGGUAACGCUGUUUAGCAGUGGUAACACAUCCUGGUCAGAUGAUCGUUUACGGUCAGAAAGCAAUAGGAUAUUAGGAAUUGUGCAACAUUGAAAGUUUUACCACUUUAAAUAGGCCAGGUAUAUUGCUCAGUACUGUAGAAGAUGGAUAAUAUUAGAGACGUAUAAUUAUGUAUGGUCUACGAUGUUUGAUUGGAAAAUACUGAAAGGUGUGUUAAUACAUAGAAUUAAAAGGUAAUCGACGAAUUAUUGGACCAGAUAAUAAUUUUGUUAAUGAUAGAUUUCGAAAGUGAAACUUCAUUUAACUUUCAUUAACGAGUUAUUAUACUAUAUUAAAAAUAAAUGAUGAAAAAGUAAUAAUUCCCGUAUCUUUAUAAUUAGACCUUUCUUUUAAAUAAAUUUAAACAAA